CCGUUGCUUUGACAGUGUUAUAUCAACCUCCGGCCGAGCGCAGUCGGUGUGUUCUCUUCUUUCAUAAAUCUCACUUCUGGAACUCAAAAGAAAGAGAAACUUCCAUCGAGAAUUUUCCGACGAACUGUGAUUCGCAUAUAGAGACAUUCGUGUGGGGGACUCUUUACGACAGUCUGGAACAGUUUUGAAACAUAAAUAGGAAAAACGAUCGAGCGAAUAAGGGAAAGGGGUAGAGGAAAAUAAGGGAAGAACGAGAGGAGCGUUAGUUCGUACCAUUUUUUAGUUUCCUUCGUUUUUCUUUUUUCGAGAACUUGUUAGAAACUCCCAAGACGCAUCGGUAAACAAGAUAAAACAAACAUCUAGUACCAGACACAAGGAAAUCUGUAUUGAGACAUUCUACGAAUUUGUGCUGCGUGUUUUGUGAGUGAUAAAAGCUUAUCGUCGCGCGGCAACCGGAGACCUUUUGGGUCAGCGCGAAAGAGGCGGAUCGUUUUCCUUUUUGAAAAAGGCUCUUCUCUCCCGCCCAAGCCUGAAGAGGGUUACUUCUUCCUGGAUAACCGGAAGUGGCUAUUAACCAGACGAAGAUGUCUUUCAUUUUGUAAAUAAUACUGAAUGAAAAGAAGUAUCAGACUGAAGAUGGGCAAGCUUUUGAGUCUUUUGGCUCGAGACGAGUCUACCUGUUGCACGCCUCAAAAGUACGAUGUCUUUUUGGAUUUCGAAAAUGCACAACCUUCUGAGAUAGAGCGGGAGACCUUUGAAGCGGUGCAAAGGGUUCUGAAAAAUUCAGAAUCUAUCUUAGAGGAGAUUCAGUGCUACAAAGGGGCAGGGAAAGAAAUCAGAGAGGCGAUUUCGGCGCCCACGGAGGAAUGUCAACGAAAAGCCUAUCUGACUGUCGCCCCUCUGGUUGCGAAGCUCAAAAGAUUCUAUGAAUUUUCAUUGGAACUUGAAAAGGUAGUACCAAAGAUCCUGGGUGAACUAUGCUCUGGCAACCUCUCGCCGACCCAACAUCUCGAGACUCAGCAGGCUUUGGUGAAACAGCUGGCAGAAAUUCUGGAGUUUGUUUUGAAGUUCGAUGAACACAAGAUGAAGACUCCCGCUAUUCAGAACGACUUCAGUUAUUAUCGAAGAACAUUGACCAGAGCAUCCCUGGCGCGGCAGGAAAACGCCGAGAAGGACCUCGUGGUUGGAAAUGAACUCGCCAACCGAAUGUCCUUGUUCUACGCCCACGCGACACCCAUGCUUCGUGUUCUGAGUCACGCGACCAUUACUUUCUUGAUGGACAACGAAGAUGUAGCACGCGAAAACAUCACCGAAACGCUUGGUACCAUGGCCAAGGUUUGCCUGCGCAUGUUAGAAAAUCCGAAUCUACUGGCGCAAUUCCAACGGGAGGAAACUCAACUCUUUGUUCUGAGAGUGAUGGUAGGGUUAGUGAUCCUUUAUGAUCACGUUCAUCCCCAAGGUGCCUUUGUUAAGGGUUCGAAUGUCGAUGUUAAAGGCUGUGUGAAGCUGUUGAAGGAUCAACCACCCUGCAAAAGCGAGGGUCUUCUAAACGCUCUCCGUUAUACUACCAAGCACCUGAACGAGGAGAACACACCAAAAAACAUCAAGAACCUGCUAGCAGCAUGAUUACCGAAGCAACGUGGCUGCUGCAUCAGAAGCUGAGACAGUUGGCUGCUGAUAUGUCAGAAGCUAAACGAGCGAUGCCAUUUAUUUUGUGUAGCGUCACGAGGAUAUCGAAGAUGAUAUCCUCGGCGACUCCACAUGAUCCAAGAGCAAUCUCCUGUUUCCGAUCGUGGCUGGGUGGUGGACCACUAAAAACGUGUCUUUCGUAACCGAGUCUAUAGCUGCCCUAAAACUGCCGAAUUCUACAUACCUUCUGACAAAAAAAAAAGAUAAAAAUAAAAAAAAAAUAAAAAAGUAAAAAAGACAGGUAGGGAAAUCG
Molecule: messenger RNA, 1942 nt
Organism: Bombus impatiens (common eastern bumble bee)
Lineage: Eukaryota; Metazoa; Arthropoda; Insecta; Hymenoptera; Apidae
Product: protein FAM49B
Exons: 7
Coding region: 613-1626 (337 amino acids)
Biological process (GO): regulation of actin filament polymerization
Molecular function (GO): small GTPase binding
Source: RefSeq, a predicted model, not a curated record